AUGGCACCUACCCUCCUCCUCCUCCUCCUCCUCCUCCUCUUCCUCACAAUGACGACCACAUGCAACAUCACUGGGGCAGCAAACUUGCCCAAAUUCUCCAGCAUUCUUAUUUUCGGCGAUUCUACCGUUGAUACUGGUAACAACAACUACGUUAAGACAAUAUUCAGAAGCGACCAUCCACCGUAUGGCCAAGAUUUUCCUGACCAAAUUCCUACAGGAAGGUUUUCAAACGGAAAACUCAUUCCUGACUUCGCAGCCAGCAUCCUAGGGAUGAAAGAAACUGUUCCGCCUGUCCUCGAUCCAAGCCUAACCGACGAUGACAUUCGCACCGGCGUGUGCUUUGCUUCGGCCGGUUCAGGAUACGACGACAUGACGAGUGCAGCAACCGGAGUCAUCCCAAUGUACGAGCAGCUCGAGUUAUUCAGGAACUAUAUUACAAGGCUCAAGGGAAUUGUUGGAGAAGAGGAGGCCAAGGAGAUAGUUGGCAGAGCUUUCAUCGUUGUUAGUUCAGGAACUAAUGACGUGAUUUACAACUAUUAUGAUGUACCCACAAGGCGGCAGCAGUUCAGCAAUAUCAGUGGUUAUCAUGAUUUUCUGCUGAAUUCUUUACAGAAUUUUGUAAAGGAAUUGUACAACCUUGGAGGCCGUUUAAUGGCCAUUGCUGGGCUUCCUCCAAUUGGGUGUCUUCCCAUUCAGAUAGUCACAAGAUGUGGGAGUUCAGGGAAUCUAGCUUGCCUGGAAGAUCAAAAUUCAGACUGUCAAGCCUAUAAUCAAAAACUUACAAGGCUACUAACUCCAUUGCAGUCAUCACUUCCGAGGAGCAGAAUUGUCUACGCAGAUAUUUACGACCCAUUAUUUGACAUGGUCUCUCAGCCACAAAAAUACGGUUUUGCCAAAAUACAUACAGGGUGCUGUGGAACCGGGCUUGUCGAAGCAGGAUCAUCCUGCAACAAAAUGACUCCAACGUGUGGAAAUGCUUCGCAGUUCCUGUUUUGGGAUGCCAUCCAUCCAAGUGAAUCAGCCUACAAGUCCCUAACCGAAUAUCUAGAGAAAACUCUCAUUUCCCAGUUCCCUCCCAUAUGA
This is a messenger RNA of Dovyalis caffra, 1083 nucleotides long. The record is from the annotation of a GenBank genome assembly. NCBI's taxonomy places the organism in Eukaryota, Viridiplantae, Streptophyta, Magnoliopsida, Malpighiales, Salicaceae.